GCGAAUUUUUGGCAAAUUAGCUUUCGAACUCUGAAGCAUUCGAAGUAAGAGAUACUACUGUAUAACUGAUGUGUCUAUAGCAUUGUAGUGUAUGUAUCGUGUACGGUGCAAAGUGCUUGCUUCCAUUGUCUAAUAUGGUGUUUCCUUAUCAAUUAUGUCAAGAUGAAAAUCAGGUGAUUCCGGUUAUGAGUAUGAGGACUGGUUUCUGAUUAGAAAAUUCACACACUAACAAUAAAUGUGAUGAAAUUAAAGAAUGGCUAAACCUAUCAGCAAAGAUAAAACUUUGCAGGAAAAAUUUAAACAGUUUUUUGGCUUCAAUAAAGGUGCAUCUCAACAACCUGAACAUUUUCCAAAAAUUGAAAAAAUUGUUUUAGAUCAUGAAAUAUUAAAAGAAAUUGAAAGGGACAGUCCUCUUUCUCAAAGAGUGAAAACUAUAAAAGAAUUACAAAAUAUAAUUCAAAAUAAGCAUCUUCAUGAAGGAUCCGUUGAAGCAUUAUGUUCGCGUACUUUAGAUAUGCAACAUUCAUCACAGCCUACAGAAGUCAGACAUACUAUUUUAUAUUUCUACUGCAACAUGAUAAAAAGUCAGUUUAAUCAGCUUACUACUAUGAGAGAUUAUUUUUUUCGUUUAAUAAAAGAUCACAAAAUCCCAGAUGAUCUUCUGCCAAGGAUAGAAAUGUUGAAAGCACUUAGUGAUAAUGGAAAACAAAUUGAAUACUUUGAAGAAGAUGCAGGGCCUUUCUUGUUGGAAUGGAUGCCUGAAAUAAUUAGUGGAAACAGAGUUCAGGAAUUUCUUCCACUUUUAGUAAAUAUGAUUAAAUGUAAUGCUGCUUAUUUAGAUGAAGAUAUUAUUGCUGGAAUAGUAAACUAUACAUGUACUCUUUGUGAAAGAACGAACAGUGAAGAUGAUGUUCAGCUCUGUCUUCAAGUACUGGAUGCAGUAAUUUGUUAUAGUUAUCCACCAUCAAAUAUUAUUCCCUCUGUUAUAACAACACUUAGUAGAACAGUGAAUUUAGAAAAAUUUUGCCAAGUCAGUUGGAAGCUCAUGAGGAAUCUACUAGGAACUUGUUUAGGCCACUAUAGUAUUUAUACAAUGUGUAAAGCAUUACAAGACAUAAGUAAUUAUGAUGAUCCAACAUUACUUCGAGGAACCAUAUUUUUUGUGAGCAUGUCUUUAUGGGGUAACAAGAGGGUUCAAUCUUUAGAAAAUACAAUGUCAGCUGUUUUGCCAUCCUUCUUAAUGGUUUUAGAUUGUCCAAAUGAUAUUGUUGCAUAUGAAGUCAUGCUUGGAAUUCAACGUCUUCUGGAACAUUCUAGUAAAGAAUUAUUAGGGAUGACUUGGGAUCUUAUACUUGAGAUUAUCAAUAAAUUACAAGCACAUUCUGAGAAUCUUCCAUCGAAUAUUUCAUCCAGAUUAUCAGUUAAUGUUCAUGAUCUUAUAACUACAAUUGAACAACUUCAUGAUGCAGGUAUAUAUAAAGGAUCUGUAGAUAGAUUAUUUGAAAUAAUAGAGAAAUCUCCUCAUAUUCCUGAACAAUCAGUAUUACGAUUAAUUGAUUAUAAAACUCAAUUUCUACAUUCAAGUCAAGAAAAUUGGUUAAAUAAUAUAAAUCAACUUAUGAUGAAAUAUUUUAGGAAUGAAAAAAGAACGAUAAUCAGAUCCAAAGUUUUAAGUGUUCUUUCUCAUGUAUUUAUUACAAAUAGAUAUUUAUAUGAAGAUGAAUUAAUAGAAAACAUAGUCUUGCCUUUUUUAUCACAUCUGGAACUUGAUCCCGAUAUUAUCAUAAGAACAGAUGCUGUUCAUCUUUUAGUUAAAAUUAUUCAGGAUUGUUCAUCAAAAAAAUGUCUAGAUUUACUAGAUAUCAUUGAAAAGGUAAUUAGAAAAGCAUUCGAUCAGUUUCAUUUGGUUGGAACAAAAGAUCCUUCUGAUACAGUUCUUGUAAUAAAUGAAGAUGAAAUCACUGAUGUAAAAACUGCAAUAAUUGGACUGAUUGAAACUUUUAAAUUUUUAGAAAGCAACAUAAAUUGUUUUAUUAACAAUACUGUGAUCAGACAUAUGCACAUGUAUAGGCUAUACAAAAUAAUGCAAUUUGAGAUUUUGCACAUAGUUUUAAUCAGAUUGCCGCAGUUGUAUGUCAAUUUUGUAGAGGAUCAGUAUAUGAGCAUCUUUGCUAUAGCUUUACCAUACACUAAUCCCAAAUUUGAUCAAUACACUGUGGCAUUAGCUCAUAGGGUUAUAGCCAUGUGGUUUUUAAAAUGCCGAAUACCAUUCCGAAGAGAUUUUGCAAGUUUUAUAACAAAGUACAUAAAAUUUUACAUUUGUCUUAAAAAAUUUGAUUUUAGGGAUCAACAAAUUGAUCUUACAAACGAAAGUAUUAGUUCUCCUCUUUUGUCUACAAAAUCGAGUUCCUUUUCCACCCUCUCAUUUUCUUAUUUAGAUUUGAGUGAAGCAUUUCAAGUGAUAAUAACUUGCUUGAAACAAGAAAAAGAUUGGACAGUUUUAGAAUUGGUGUUACAAAAAUUACCUGAAUUGCUACAAAACAAAGCAGCUGUAAUAGGAGGUCUUAAUAGUGUCAAUGCUCUUUGUAGUAAUUUAUGCGCAAUGAUUAGUGAUCGAAAUCUUUGCUUACCUGAAAGUUUAAGAAAUACCCCACCACGUUUAACUCGUGCUGAUUUUCAGUCAUGUGUAUUGCCUGUUAUAGCUGCUUUAGCUGCCUAUCAUAAUGAAAUGGCACUUCACAUUCAAAGAUUAAUGAUUAAUUGUUUGCAAUCUGUUUUGGUAACUAAAUGUGCAAGAAAUUCAAUAACAGCCCUCAUUCAAUGUACAUUAGAAAUGCAAGAAACAAUGUGUAAACUUUUACCUGGUGUUUUACUCAGUCUGUCCAAAAUUUCUGCAACUGUUUCCAUAGCUGUUCCUGUUCUUGAAUUUUUAUCAAGUAAGCUUAUUCAUUAUGAAUGUACAAGACAUUUUUUAAAUGAAUCACAAUCAACACCUGAACCAACUCAAGUGUUAAGUACACAACUAUUAGAAACUUGCAUGGACUUAAUGGCUAGAUUUACAUUUGGCAUGUGUUCUAAUCAUCCAAAGAGAUCUUCAGUUGCUGAAUUUCUUUUGGAAAAUGGGCAAACAGCAAGUUGGCUGGUUGGAAAUAAAAUUGUUACUAUUACAACAAGUGGAUGUGGAACUAAAGCUUUUAAAAAUGGAUUGUGUGAGAAAUGUUAUGCUCUUUGCAAAAAUGUUUUGGAUGAUGAGUCAGAAAAUGAAACAACCAAAUCCAUUGUGGAACAAUCAACAAGAAGGCGACAUCGCUCUGCCGUUAAUCAAACCACCAAUACUGAAAUCAAUUACAAUUUUUCACGAACAAAGGAUGAUUUACUACUUCAUCGUCAAUUACCAGAAGGAAGAUUAAUGGAAUCACUUACUUCUAUUUCUGAACUUAAAAGUUCAAGUUCCAAAGUUAUAUUGACUAGCAGUUCUGUCAAAUCAUCUGAAAAUACUUCAAUUAUUAAACCUAUUGAUGAUUUAACACCAGAUUCUAAAGAAGAAAAACUUAAAAAUGCCAAGUGUUCAUCUGGAAAUUUAUGUAGUUGUUGGUGCAAUGGGUGGGCUGAAAUAUUUAUCAGGCGACCAACUGGCAAUACGUCUUGGAUGUUUAGAAUUCAAAAUCGUUUAUUUUUGCCAAAUUGCCCUCCGGAUCUUAACCUUCCUGAUAUUUCAACAUUACUUCUACCUCAUAAAACCAAUAGAGAUUUAAAUAUAGAAGACAAAUGUGACAGUGAAGUCGAUGAUUCUUCUUACUAUGAUUAUCAGCACUUAUCAAUGUUACCUUCAGAUCCUUUAGAAGAUAUUGCAGAACAAGUUCCUUCUACAAAUAGUGAGAUAGAUACUGAUCAUUCAGAAUCAUCAGAAAGUCAUUCAAAUGUUUCUCAUCAGAGAUCUAAUUCUCCUUUGAGAAGAACUAAUUCUAGUCCAGAAAUGAAAGGAGAGUGGAAUAUAUGUAGCAAUUCAAAUUUGAAAAGUAGUGAAGAUGGUACACAAACAAAAUCAGAAAAUACAAGUCAAACAAAUGAAGACUCUGUAUAUUCAGAAAAUGUCUCUGAUUCAAAUGAAAGCAGAGAAAUGGCACCAAAAGUAAUAGAAACAGGAUUAGGAGAACAACAGACAAAAUCAGUGAUUCGAAAAUCUCCUCGUAAAGAAGAUAAGUGUAUAUCUAUUUCUGAAGAAUCAAAACCACCUAAAGCAAUUCCUAGUUCACCUCGGAAAGAAGAAUCAAGAUUAAAAUUACGUCUCGAUCUCAGUAAUGUAAGUGGUUCUGCAUCAUCAGAAUUAAAAUCUUCUGCUAGUCCACCAUUACCUCACUCAGCAAGUCCUCAAUUGGCUGUUAGGAAAACUAAGUCAUCUCCUACAAGUCCUCCGGGUAAAACAGCAGGACCUCGAUCUCCUCCUCCUACAAAUUAUUAUAGAGAUAGAGGACAUACUAUUUCUGUAAUGAGUCCUGUUCAUAGUAAAAAAUUGUUGCAGUCAUCCAACAAGGUUUCGUCAUCUUAUCGUGAAAUGUAUCGUAGUGGUCUUAGUCCUAGUUUUGUAUUUCUCCAAUUAUAUCACAGUGCAACAUUUGGUACGGCUUCUGAUAAACCGGUGCUAUUACCAAAAACCGAGGUUAUAAAUCGUGCCAUUAAAAUGAUCGACCACACUCCCGCAUACGAAACGCACAAAAUCGGAGUUAUUUACAUAGGACCCGGUCAGGCAAAUCAAGAAUCUGUUAUUCUUCGCAAUGAGGGUGGAUCCAUUCGGUAUACUGAAUUUCUACACGGAUUAGGCACGGUAGUACAGAUAAGUGAAGUUGAUCAAAGGAAAGUUUAUCUAGGUGGAUUAGAUAGCAAAGCUGAUGGAAAGUUUGCAUAUAUUUGGCAUGAUGACUUAAUACAAAUUGUUUUUCACGUUGCCACGAUGAUGCCAAAUAAAGAAAUAGAUCCAGCAGGUAACAUGAAGAAAUUACACAUUGCAAAUGAUUUCGUUACCAUUGUUUAUAAUGAAAGUGGAGAGGACUAUUCUUUAGGAACGAUUAAAAGCCAACUAACGUCGGCGUGUGUAAUUAUUUGUCCCGAAGAUUUUGGGUUGAAUGUAGUAACAGUAAAGUUAAAAUCAGAAAUAACCGAGUUUGGACAUUUAGAGCCUCAUAUUGUUUCAGACGAGAGCUUACCUAUAUUUGUUAGGCAGCUUGCUGUUCAUGCUAAUUUGAUCUCAAUGAUUACUGUGUACAAAGAAGGAAACUUAGAUCCAUAUUUCUCAACUUGGUUAGAAAGAUUAAGAAAAAUUAAACAAUUGCACGUAAAAGCAAGGCAAGAGACCUCCACUGAAGAAUGUUACAUAGAUUCUUCAGGAGGAUUAGAAUGUGCCCGCCAUUUAGAAGAUUUUACAGAUUAUGUAUAACGCGAAAAUGUUUUUAUCAAGACAGUUUAUAAUUUAUUGUUAGCAUUGAAUUUUUGCAGUUGCUUUAAACCUAUAUUUUAAAACUAAAAUUAUCUUCAACUAGUCUUUUGUUUAAAAAAUUUAUGAAAACCAAUAUAUAUAUACAU
Centruroides sculpturatus (bark scorpion) is the source of this 5580-nucleotide messenger RNA. It is a transcript of the gene gig, whose product is annotated as tuberin-like. NCBI's taxonomy places the organism in Eukaryota, Metazoa, Arthropoda, Arachnida, Scorpiones, Buthidae. Gene Ontology annotation, biological process: negative regulation of TOR signaling; negative regulation of Wnt signaling pathway; negative regulation of phosphatidylinositol 3-kinase/protein kinase B signal transduction. The coding region runs from base 254 to 5434 and encodes 1726 amino acids. Gene Ontology annotation, cellular component: cytoplasm; TSC1-TSC2 complex; nucleus. The transcript has 41 exons. Gene Ontology annotation, molecular function: GTPase activator activity. The record is from RefSeq and is a predicted model, not a curated record.